This is a messenger RNA of Malaya genurostris, 795 nucleotides long. RefSeq lists its product as uncharacterized. Bases 1 to 795 code for a protein of 264 amino acids. The record is from RefSeq and is a predicted model, not a curated record. The transcript has 5 exons. NCBI's taxonomy places the organism in Eukaryota, Metazoa, Arthropoda, Insecta, Diptera, Culicidae.
AUGAAACCAUCAACCGACUGUACUUGUGCCAUUGGGAUAAUCACAAUCAUUAGUUUUGUGUGCGGUGCCGGUGCCAAUUUCGGUGUGCGGAAUCAGACUGGAACUCAUCCGGGUGAUUUAAAUGAUGGGGCGAAAAAUCGAGACAAACGAUCGCUAUUUUUCCCGUACAAUGCUGCCCAGGGACUUAUUGCUGCCAUUGCAGUACCGUUGGGUGUACCGGAUCGGAACAUUUUUGUGUCGUACAAUUUUGAAAUCAACUAUAACAAUCCAACGCAAUCGAACAUUUUCACCGAGGGAUUCUUCAAUUAUAUUCGAGGCAUAGCACCGCCCCUGGAAUCGCCUGUGCUAAAAAUAAACCGUGCCUUAAAAGGAAACCCAGAAGUCGAAGAUGCUACCGAAAUCACCACCAGCGAGGAUGUACAACUCGAUACCAGCACUCUGGCCCAGAUGCAACGAAGAUCACCACGAGAUUUGUUUGAUCGAUACCCCAAGAAGUUUAUAACCCGUAAGAAGAUUUACCACGCGAUUGAAGAACAACUUAAAAAGAACGGUCUUAAUGGGAAAAAAUGUCUCCUGCGAACGAUAUGCGAAGCGGCCGAGAUUCCGAUGGUUGAUAACAAUGGCGUUAUCGGUGAUUUGAUUCAUAUCAUUCUCAGUCCAUCCACAUCGGAAGAUGAACAUCUCCCAGCAGAGUUCCACAAGGCGGAAAUAUUGGGUCUCGAAGGCAACUGUAGAAAGUACCGAAAGCACUGUAAGCUAAAUGUUCUAGAUCUGUUCAGUUUUCUGAUGGAAUAA